UUAUUAUUGCUGCUGGGCUGAGGGGAGCGGCCCCUCUUGUCACUUUAUGUCAAUAAGUGUCAGGCGUACUUCAACGAAAAUUUUCCAGUCUCCAUCCUUCUGUCCAGUUUUCUUCCUAUUUUUUCAAUGUCUAGAAAAAUGACUAGUAAUUUCUUCUAGUUUGCUUCAUUUCUAAUUCUUCCAGUCUGUUUCUUCCAUUUCUGGUCUCCUUUCAGUGUCCAUCUUAUCUGCCAAAUCUCCUUUCUAUAUUUCCAAUGUCUAUUUUAUUUUCUCUUUCCAGACUUUGUUCAGUUUACUUCUUCCAAUUUCUUCUAGUUCUUUUCAUUUCUUCCCAGUCUUUCUACACAGUCUUAUUCUUCUUUUUCCAAUUUCUAUCCAGUCUCUUUCUCCUUUUUUUGGUCUUUUUCCAACCUCCUUGCUCUCUGCCCAAUCCCUUUCCGAUUUACUUUUGAAAUUUAUUUAAAAUGUUAAUGUUUAAACAACAUUUUUUUGAGACCCCCUAUAUAUCAAGCUAAUUUAAACUAUCAUAAAACCUACGUUAAAUUUAAAAUGUAUCUGACUUUUUUUGAGAUUAUAUUAUUUAGAUUCGAAGAGGAAUAUCGUGAAGAUUACUAUUAUCAGAUACCUGAUAACAAAUAUUUUCUUAACCUUUUUCUGUUUUGCAAAGUGCAAAUUAAACAUAGUUUCGUUGUGCAAUUUGCUCAGAUAAAAUGCCGUGCUUUAAAAGUCCAAGUUAUAAUUUAAAUGAAACCGGGGAAAAUAAUCGAAAUGAUGAAACAAAUGGGAGACGUGAAGGGAUUUAUACUGGAACAAAAAUGGUUAAUUUAAGUGAUUUUGAUAAUAUUCAAAAACAUGAAAAAACUGAAGAGGAAAUUAAAAACAUAAAAAAUGCUUUUUCUAAUAAUAACCUCCUAAAAACGGUUUUAUUUGCUCACCACCCGCAAGUUUUAGACACAAUAAUCGAUUCAAUGCAUUCAAAAGAAUUAAACGACCAAGAAAAUUUAUUUUUUGAGCGCGCCGAAGGCAACGAAAUGUUUAUUUCUUCAAAAGGAAUCUACAACGUGAUUCAAAAUGGAAAAAAGAUUGGCAUAUUUAGCGAUCAGAGAGUAAUCGGAGAAUUAGCAAUGUUUUAUAAAUCAAAGCGACCAUUUACUAUAAGAAGCGUUGGGAAAUCUUCCGUUUGGGUUAUCGAUCGAUUUACGUUCCAAACAAUUUUAGUCCAUCAUUCUUCCGGCCAAGAAAACGAGAUGUUAACAUAUUUACAAAAAGUGCCCGAAUUUAACAACCUUUCAAUUGAGAACUUAAUAAAAUUGAUGACACUUUUUGAGAAAGAAAGUAUUCUCCCCGAUACGGUUAUCGUAGACGAAGAAAAUGAAAUAAACAAGUUUUACAUGUUAAAUCAUGGUUGGGCAGUUUCAACGAAAAAUAAACUUGGAAAAAUUCGUGAUUAUCACCGCGGCGAUUUUUUCGGCGAAAAAAGUUUAAUACAAAAAGAAAUUAUUUCGAAUACCAUAACAGCUAAAGAUAACGGAGCUGAAUUUUACACUCUAACAAAAGCAAUUUUCCAAAAAUAUUUUGCAAAUAAUUCCGGUGGGAAUAAAAAUUCAUCUUCUUUAACAUUAGAAAAUUUACCCAUCGAAGAAAACGUUCGAAAUUUAACGCUGAAUGAUUUCGAGAAAGUUGAAACAAUUGGAAAAGGUGGAUUUGGAAAAGUCGAUAUCGUUUUUAACAAAAACAAUAAAAAAGAAUUUUUUGCUUUAAAAUAUAUUAAUAAAGCCGACGUCGUUGAAUUUCAACAAUUCGAAAAUGUUUUUAACGAAAAAAACAUACAACUUAGUCUUAAAAAUAAUUUUAUUGUGCGAAUGUUAAAAACAUUUAAAGACAAAAAAUAUCUUUACUUUUUAUUGGAACCUUGUAUGGGAGGUGAUUUGUAUACGCUACUUCAAAAACAAAAAAAUAAACAAUUUCCGGAAAGUUCAGUAAAAUUUUACACAGCAUGCGUUAUCGAAGCUUUCGAUUAUUUACAUAAAAGAAAUUGCAUUUAUAGAGAUUUAAAACCUGAAAAUUUACUCAUCGAUACAAAAGGUUACGUAAAAUUAACCGACUUUGGUUUUAGCAAGAAAUUAACCAUGUCUAAAACAUUCACUUUCGCCGGAACGCCGGAAUAUUUAGCGCCGGAAAUCAUUUUAAACACAGGCCACGACAAAUCAAUUGAUUUCUGGGCACUCGGAGUUUUAAUUUUCGAAUUAUUAUCCGGAAAAACUCCGUUUGAAACAAACGAUUCGACCCAUUUAAAAACUUACGAGGCGAUUUUAAAAGGUAUUAAAUCGAUUGAUUUCCCAAAACACUUUUCCAUUGAAAGCGUCGAUGUUAUCAAAAAUUUAUGCGCCCAGAAACCCAUCGAAAGAUUAUCUUCACCAGAUGAAAUUAAAACGCAACGAUUUUUCGCCGGAUUUAGUUGGAUUAAUUUACAUAGUGAGAAGAUGAGAGCGCCAUUUGUACCACAAUUAACUCAUAGCUUAGAUGUAAGAAACUUUGAUGUUUGUAAAGAUAGUUAUGUUCCUCCGGAUGAAAAUGGUGAUUGGGCCGAAAACUUUUAAUAUUUAAAAGUUUGUUAUUAUAGUAAAAACUCGAUAUAAUGAACAAAAUAUUUUUAAGUUAUGAUAUUGUUAUUAAAAGGAAAACUAACACUAAAAAUAGAACUAGAAACAAUCGGGUUUAGCCAAAUGUCUCUCAAGACUUCUAAACCCGAAUGAUUCUAGUUCUAGAUAGAGUUUUAGUAGGAGUAACAGUGCUAGCGCGGAAUUAGAACUAACACUAUACCUAGAACUAGAAACAUUCGGGUUUAGCC
Messenger RNA from Onthophagus taurus, 2851 nucleotides. Its product is annotated as cGMP-dependent protein kinase, isozyme 1-like. NCBI's taxonomy places the organism in Eukaryota, Metazoa, Arthropoda, Insecta, Coleoptera, Scarabaeidae. The record is from RefSeq and is a predicted model, not a curated record. Gene Ontology annotation, biological process: protein phosphorylation. Gene Ontology annotation, molecular function: ATP binding; cGMP-dependent protein kinase activity.